AUGGCGGGCAGCAGCUUUGAGGCUGAGUUCCUAAAGAGUCACAAUGCAUACCGCAAACAGCAUGGAGCGCCGCCCCUCACCAUAAACAAAACCCUGUGCCACUCCGCACAGGCAUGGGCGGAGCAUCUGCUGUCAAUCACGACCCUCAAACACAGCAACAAGGACUACGGAGAAAAUCUGUAUUAUGCUUGGAGUUCAGCUACCAAAAAACUCACAGGUCACUUCACACAGGUGGUCUGGAAGGACACUAAAGAGGUGGGAGUUGGACUGGCCACUGAUGGGAACACAACUUUUGUUGUGGGUCAGUACCUACCAGCUGGAAACAUCACAAAUGCAGAUUAUUUUGAAAAAAAUGUCCUACCGGCAGGCACCAAAGUAGACUCAAAGUCCACUGGUACAACUGACAAAGUGGAACAAGUGCAUGGUGCAUCAGGCAUAAAUUCAAAGCAAGCACCUUCAGUGCUUCGCAGUACUGAAAUAUCACCACCCGGGGACCGAGGAGAACAUCAUGUGGGAAGCAGCUUAAAGGCAGACAGCAGCUUUGAGGCUGAAUUCCUGCAGACUCACAAUGCAUAUCGCAAACAGCAUGGAGCCCCACCCCUCACCAUAAACAAAAACCUGUGCCGCUCCUCACAGGAGUGGGCCGAAUACCUGCUGUCAAUCAGUACCCUCAUGCAUAGUAGUGGAGAGUAUGGAGAGAAUGUGUAUUACGCUUGGAGCUCAGCUAGCAAAAGACUCACAGGACGUGAGGCAGUGGAAAGCUGGUACAGUGAAAUUAAAGACUACAACUUCAGCAGGCCUGGAUUCACCUCCAAAACAGGUCAUUUCACACAGGUGGUGUGGAAAGACACAAAGGAGGUGGGGGUUGGACUGGCCACUGAUGGGAACACAACGUUUGUGGUGGGUCAGUACCUCCCAGCAGGAAAUAUCAGCAAUGCUGGAUAUUUUGAAAGAAAUGUUCUACCAGCAGGCUCCAAAGCAGACUUCAAAUCCACUCCCUCUGCUGACAGAGUUGGACAAGCACUUGCUGCUCUCAGCAUCAAGUCAAACCAAUCACCUUCAUCAUCUCACACUUCUGGACCAGCACCACGUAAGAGUCAGUGUCCACAGAGCAGCAGUUCAGAAGGUGAGAACUUGUCCCAGUUUCGUCAGUCUCUCCUUGAAGCGCAAAAUGAUUACAGGCGGCAACAUGGAGCACGGCCUCUGUCACUGUGCCCCAUUCUCAGUAAAGAGGCUCAGGAUUGGGCAGCACAUCUGAUUAGCAUUAACGCCCUAAAGAACAGCAGCAAAGGUUAUGGAGAGACUAUGUCAUACAAAUGGACAUCCACCAUGGUGCCUCCAACAGGAAAUGAGGUUGCUGAAUCAUGGUACAAGGAAAAUGUGAAGUACAACUUUGCAGCCCCUGGCUUUCAGAAUGGAACUGGUAACUUCACCCAGAUUAUCUGGGGGUCUACAGAGCAGGUUGGGGUCGGCCUGGCAUCAGAUGGAAAGGGCAAAUUCAUCACUGUGGCCUUUUACAAACCUCCUGGCAACAUCAACAACCCUGGCUACUUCCAGGAUAAUGUCAAACCUGCUGGGAGGUGAUCUGUUGAAUAAGAUUAUUCAGUCAGUUAUACAGUCUUAUGCAUUUUAUUAAUGUAAUUUAAAAAAAAAGUGAUCCAAGAUAUUACUUGUAUGUUAACAGAAAGUCAAUCAUCUAAAUAUAUUGCAUAUACAAAU
Molecule: messenger RNA, 1719 nt
Organism: Sinocyclocheilus anshuiensis
Lineage: Eukaryota; Metazoa; Chordata; Actinopteri; Cypriniformes; Cyprinidae
Exons: 11
Coding region: 1-1584 (527 amino acids)
Cellular component (GO): extracellular region
Source: RefSeq, a predicted model, not a curated record